UGGCACCCGAGAACGCCCCGAAACUCCACCGACACAUUAGUGGUGUUCCCAUGGAUGGUGAUUGACAUACGCUGAAGGCUCUGCGUCGUUUGGGCAGUAGUGUGGAUGAACACUCUAGGACUCGUGUCUAAAAACACACUAUUUAGUAAAUUCUCAACAACUGUCCAAAGUUCCAUGGUAAUCGGAUAAAAGGUUUUCAAUGUGUUGAAAUUGAUCAAAAUAGAAAGUGAAUCAAAUAUGUCAUGAAAAGAAAGAAAAGUUGUUUACCUACGAACAGGUAGAGAAAACCAUUUCACCUGCAUCCUUCGCUGAGGUCAAACAGCCAGUGACAACUUGAGUGGUCGGGCGCAGAAUGCCAGUGAAAGAUGUAGAGCAUAGAGUGUUAGUAGAACGUGAAACACAGUUUAUGGAAAUGUAACAAUGGAGAAAUUUAGGUGAACCAGAUCGAGAUAGAUUGGUGGAACUGACUACUGAUUUUGGAAAAACCAGCAAUGAAAAAAAUGGAGACUGCAUACUGCUUGAAUUAAAGCCGAGGAUGAUGAUGAGAAUUGUUCUGAUGAUGUCCCUCACCAUUCUUACAGCUAGCCUUGACACCAGCGAUUAUCAAGACGAAGAGCAGCCGAGUUUUCUUCCACGACCCACCAACGUUUCAUUUAACCGAGGCGAGACGGCCACUCUGGUAUGUGGUAUACACAACAUUGGCACUCGAACGGUCAUCUGGAGAAGAGCCUCUGACCCAAAUCCGUUAACCAUUGGAGGAGAAGUUUACGUUGGCGCCACGCGUUAUUCGGCCCAAUCAAACCCGCAGGAAAAUGAGUGGAAGUUGCUCAUUCACGACGUGAGGCCGAGUGACGCCGGGGUUUACGAAUGUCAAAUCAGCAGUAGGAAAAAAUUGAUUCACCACGUACUUCUGCGUGUGGACGUGCUGGGAAAAUCUAGGUCAGAAAACAAGAUUUCGAAAGAUCCGAAAAACGCUGUCCAGCCAACAGGUAUUUUUAUGUCCGGCUCAAAAUUUGUAGAAAAAGGGGACAUAAUUCAUCUAAUCUGUAACUCAAGUGGAAUUGAUUCGAGCCCAGAUAGUUUGGAUUGGUUUAAAGACGGGAUCAAGAUUUCACCGGAUGGUGUCCGGCAAAUUAAAAUGGAUAAAUUCUACGUGCCUUCUACUCGUACACUGGUCAGCGUGCUGGACAUUGAACACAGUCAGAUGGACGAUGCAGGCACAUAUGUCUGUCGCAGUAGCAACCUGUCUAUCACAAGCAUUAGAGUUCAUGUUCUAAAUGCGGGAUCAAGCAAUGUACGCAGAGGUACUUGGGCGACAGACAAGGCAAAUGUUGGACCACAUCAGCAGCACAACUCGGCCAUUCAAAUGUUGGACCAGUACAACACUCUGAUCUUUGGAAUAUUGCUCUACUUGGUUUUAAGAACGUUUGAGUCCUUGAAUCUUGUGUAACCCUACGCAGGGAUACCCUAAUUGAUUCAAUACUUCCACUUGCUGGAAUAGUUUCAUGCAAAGCACGCGCAAUCAGAAGAAAAGCACGCGCAAUCAGAAGAAAAGCACGUGCAAUCAGAAGAAUGCUGCAAUUAUCUCUACAUGUUUACUCCAGAUUUUAAUCUUUGAGACCAAUUGAUGAUUAACGGCUAAAUGUUGAUUUUUAUAAAAAUAAGGGAUUGA
Messenger RNA from Physella acuta, 1672 nucleotides. Its product is annotated as kin of IRRE-like protein 2. Lineage: Eukaryota; Metazoa; Mollusca; Gastropoda; Physidae. Gene Ontology annotation, cellular component: neuron projection membrane. Gene Ontology annotation, biological process: synapse organization. The record is from RefSeq and is a predicted model, not a curated record.